Molecule: messenger RNA, 3195 nt
Organism: Gavialis gangeticus (Gharial)
Lineage: Eukaryota; Metazoa; Chordata; Crocodylia; Gavialidae
Gene: MORC3
Product: MORC family CW-type zinc finger 3
Exons: 18
Coding region: 76-2892 (938 amino acids)
Cellular component (GO): nucleus; PML body
Molecular function (GO): zinc ion binding; ATP hydrolysis activity
Source: RefSeq, a predicted model, not a curated record
UAGCCCCGCCCCGGAAGUGCCGGGCCGCAGGAGGAGGCUGUUGCCCCCAGCUGCGGUUCGGGCGCUGGAGCUAAAAUGGCGACGAAAACAGUGACCGGGAUUCGUCUCAGUGCGCUGUGUCCAAAGUUUUUGCACACAAAUUCUACCAGUCACACCUGGCCUUUCAGUGCAAUUGCAGAACUUAUAGACAAUGCUUAUGAUCCAGAUGUGAAUGCUAAACAAAUAUGGAUAGAUAAGACAGUAAUAAAUGACAGCGUAUGUUUGACAUUUACUGAUAAUGGGAAUGGUAUGACAUCAGAGAAGUUGCACAAAAUGCUAAGUUUUGGAUUCAGUGACAAAGUUGCAGUCAACGGCCGCGUUCCAGUAGGGCUGUAUGGAAAUGGAUUCAAAUCAGGAUCCAUGCGCCUGGGAAAAGAUGCAAUUGUUUUCACCAAAAAUGGAGAGUCUAUGUGUGUUGGCCUGUUAUCUCAGACCUACCUGGAAGCUAUAAAAGCCGAGCAUGUCAUGGUUCCUAUAGUAUCAUUCGACAGGCAACGUCAGAUAAUUAACCCAGGAGAAUCCAGAGGCAACCUGAAAGCCCUUCUGACACAUUCUUUGUUCUCUUCUGAAGAUAAGUUACUGGCAGAGCUUGAUGCUAUCCUGGGGAAAAAAGGAACACGAAUUAUCAUUUGGAACCUAAGAAGAGAUAAAACUGGAAAAACAGAAUUUGAUUUUGAUAAGGAUAAAUAUGACAUCAGAAUUCCAGAAGACUUAGAUGAAGCAACAGGAAAACGAGGGUAUAAAAAACAAGAGCGAAUGGACCAAAAUGUGCCUGAAAGUGACUAUUCUCUACGGGCUUAUUGUAGCAUUUUGUAUCUGAAGCCAAGAAUGCAGAUCAUUAUAAGAGGACAAAAAGUACAAACACAGCUCGUUUCCAAAAGCCUUGCAUAUAUCGAACGUGAUAUUUAUAGACCAAAAUUUUUGGCUGCUAAAACUGUAAGAAUCACCUUUGGAUUUAACUGCAGAAAUAAAGAUCAUUAUGGAAUAAUGAUGUACCAUAGAAACAGACUUAUCAAAGCUUAUGAAAGAGUUGGCUGUCAAUUAAAGGCAAACAACAUGGGUGUUGGUGUAGUUGGAAUUAUAGAAUGUAACUUCCUAAAACCAACACAUAAUAAACAAGAUUUUGAUUAUACCAAUGAAUACAGGCUUACAAUAGCAGCCCUAGGAGAAAAGUUAAAUGAUUACUGGAAUGAAAUGAAAGCCAAGAAAAAUGAAGAAUAUCCUCUGGAUUUGCUAGUGGAAGACAUACAAAAACGGCCUGAUCAGACAUGGGUUCAGUGUGAUUCAUGUCUGAAAUGGCGGAAGCUUGCAGAUGGGAUAGAUCGCUUGCCAGAAAAAUGGUACUGUUCAUUGAACCCUGACCCACAAUUCAGGGAUUGCAGUGUACCAGAAGAACCAGAAGAUGAUGACUUAAUACAUCCUACAUAUGAGAAAACCUAUAAGAAAAGAGACAAAGAAAAAUUCAGAAAACGAAUGGAAUACAGUCAACAGAUGGCUAAUGAAAUGUUUUUAAAAACCUUUCCUGUUUCUUCAAGUAAAGAUUUUAAAACAUUGUCAUCUGUGAGUGGAAAGGAGGGUAUUCCAAGAUCUCGGUUAACAGAAUCCUCAAACACUUCUGUUACAAGAUCUCUAAACACUUCAAAUAACAGAUUGGUAUCUUCACCUCAUCCAGAUUCUGACAGCAGUCUUAAACGGAGGGCUUCUGGUUGUUUGACACCCAUAACUGCAAAGACACCGCGGUUACAUAAUCAAGUAAUUGACAAUCAUGCUGAAGAUGAUGAUGAAGAUGUUAUCAUUUUAGAGGAGAGUAGUACUCCAAAACCUGCAGUAGACUCUGAUAUAGUGAUAAUAAAAACUGAACAUAUUAGUGAGGAUCAAGGGAGCAUACCCAAAGAAAGUUGUGAAGUCAAGGAACCUUGUGGUACAGUUACUUCUGAGACUAAAUGUGGACACUGGACUGCAGCAACACAAACUGAGAUCCCAAACUUAGUUGUUAAAAAGGAAGAAGAGGAAGAUAGCCCAGGUAGUCUGCUGUCUGUAUCAGAAAUGGACAGACUUGGACCAAACCUUCAAGAAAUUGCAGAUGUUUCUGAGACCUCUUCUGCAGAUCUUGAAAUUAAAGUAAAUGAACUAAGAAAUCAGUUGCAAUUAACAAACGAAGAAAAAGAAACUUACUGGAAACAGUGUGAAAUGUUGGCCCAACAGGUGGAAAUGCUGGAGCAGAAGAUAGUAGAAAUGAAUGAUAAGUAUGUGAAAAAGGAAAUGUGCCAUCAAUCAACUGAGACUAAUACCACAUUCCCUGAACAUUUCCAAGAACAUAGUCCAGAAGACAUAGCUAUUCUGUACCAACAAGCCUUAAAAGAGAUAGAAAAUCUAAAGGAACAGUGCAAUACUCUGCAAAACUUAAAAACUGAAUGCAGCAAAUGUACUAAUGGUGACAGUAAAAGUGAGGUGGAUGAAAUUGCUGUGCAACUUGAUGAUGUCUUCAGACAACUAGAUAAAUGCAGUAUUGAGAGGGACCAAUACAAAAAUGAGAUUGAACUGCUGUCAAUGGAGAAAACUCAAAUAGCCUUUCAGUGUGAGGAGCUUAAAACAGAAAUUGCACAAUUAAAAGCUACAAUUCCACAAGCGGUAGCACAAGCAGGUGAUUCUACAACCAGUAAUGUUGAAGAUCAAGUAAAUUACUCCGAUGAAGAAAGCCUGAAACUGCGAUCCCUUCGAGUAAAUGUUGGACAUUUGUUGGCUACAAUUAUGCCUGAUCUAGAUUUAAAGGAAGUAAAUUAUGAUGUGGAUGUAGUUGAUGAAAUCUUAGGACAAGUUGUAGAACAAAUGCAUGAAAUCAGCAGUACUUAGUAUCGGACUUAGUAGACGUUUGCUCAGCCUCUACUAUAUUGUACAGUAAAUACUGUAAAUAUUGUUUUCAUUUUAUGUUUGAGUAAUUUAGAUAUAUUAUGUGCCACAAACCCAAUGUAAAAUGUAUAUAUUCUAUGCACUCGAAUGUUCUCACAGAUAUGGCAGGUACUUUACUGUGUAACUUUAACUUUAUUUUUAAAGGAACACUGGCAGUGUUGAGCAACCCCAGACAUACUUAAAUUUAAAUGUUUUUGUUUUAAAAUGUAAAUGUAUUUGUAAUUAAAUCUGCAGAUAUUUUUAUUA